Messenger RNA from Pterocles gutturalis (yellow-throated sandgrouse), 462 nucleotides. It is a transcript of the gene FRA10AC1, whose product is annotated as fragile site, folic acid type, rare, fra(10)(q23.3) or fra(10)(q24.2) candidate 1. The annotation marks the transcript as partial. The record is from RefSeq and is a predicted model, not a curated record. The transcript is spliced from 6 exons. Lineage: Eukaryota; Metazoa; Chordata; Aves; Pterocliformes; Pteroclidae.
GCACAUGGCCAUGGAGGCUAUGAUUCUGAUUUUAGUGACGAGGAGAGUGGAGAGAAGUCUGUGCAAAAGACCAAAAGUAUAAAGGAAGAUGGCCUUCUCAUAAAGCCAUUCCAAAAAGCAAAACAAGGCAGUGUGAUUCACAGACAAUUUGCAGCUGAAGAAUGGGACAGGGAAGAAGCAAGAAAAAGAAGAUUUCACUUGAUAGCGAUGGAUGCUUAUGAGAGGCAUAAAAAGUUUGUGAGUGACUACAUUUUGUACUAUGGUGGCAAAAUAGAGGAUUUCCGACGUUCUGGAGCAAAUGACAAGACGGAUCUUGAUGUUAUUAGAGAAAACCAUAGAUUCCUGUGGAAUGAAGAUGAUGAAGCAGACAUGAAUUGGGAGAAGAGGCUUGCAAAGAAGUAUUACGAUAAAUUGUUCAAAGAAUACUGUAUAGGAGAUCUCAGUAGAUACAAAGAGAAUAAG